CCUUUUGAAACUGUCCUUUGUGCUUUCUAGGACUGAAUUAUGGAGAAAAGAAAAAGGUACAGCUUAUCGUGACCUACAUCCAUCUAUAGAUUCAACACAAAGUGUUCCAAAACACAAUAUACAAAAAGACAGUCUUGUUGAUCAAGCAGCACUCCAGAAAAUUUCUGCGCUUGAAGAUGAGCUAACCUUUCUUCGUGCUCAGAUUGCUGCGAUUGUUUCAGCGCAGACAUCGGGAAGCAUUCCGUCACAAACCUUUAAAACAUUCAGCAUUCCAGAUGGAUUUUACCCAGUGCCAGCCAUGACUUCUACGCCAUUGUCCGUCUCUCACAAUCACUUUGUAAUUCCCUCGCCUCCUCCACUUCCUUCUGGUGUACCAUCUGGUGUCGAUGCUAGUAAUUCGGCAAUUGAACUUAUAAAAAAGCGUCGUGCUUCGAGAAACAGUGGUUCAACUGCAGCUGAUAGUGCUGAUCACCAGAGGACAAAGAAUAUUCCUAGUAUGAUGGAUGUUUUGAAAGACCUAAACAAGGUUCAGUUGCGAGCUAUUGAGAGGUCACCUGGAGGUACUCCUCUUUCUAAACCCAAAAAGAGGCAAAGUUCAGAUUGGGAUCCAGUUGCUCUACUAACUCAUGCACUGAAGCAGAAAUUUGCACAUAAAAAUGAUGAUGAAGAUGAUUCCCUGGACAAAGAAAACCGAUCUUUUGAUAGCUCUCCAUUUUCUAGUCCAGAGAUCCCACUGGUUGGACGUUGCAGUCUGAAGUCAAAUGCAAAAUCUAGUCUUAGGAGAACUGAUGAAGUUAAACAGGUACCAACGUGGAAGGUGAAAGCUCAUAUUUAACAGAUGGAGACUUCUGAGGAAACUUCAUAGUGUGUGUAAGUGGCAGGUCCACUUUGAAACUGCUGUAAGGUGCUGUAAUGUGUUGUA
Molecule: messenger RNA, 922 nt
Organism: Balearica regulorum gibbericeps (East African grey crowned-crane)
Lineage: Eukaryota; Metazoa; Chordata; Aves; Gruiformes; Gruidae
Source: RefSeq, a predicted model, not a curated record